GUUCUCAGCACGAACACAGUAUCUGGCUGUGAACUUUUUGGCAGGUUUGAUAUGCCUAGUUUGUUUAAGGAAGGUGACAUAAUGAUCGGAGGAAUCUUCCCAAUUUUGAUCAAACAGAUGCUCAGCACCUCUACAUUUGAUAAGGAGCCGCCUAAAGUGCAGUGUGAAGGGUUUGACCUGCGAAUUUAUCGAUGGACACAGGCAAUGUUAUUUGCCAUUGAAGAAAUCAACAACGAUCCUGCUCUGCUUCCAAACAUAUCUCUUGGCUAUAGGAUACUUAACUCUUGCGCAUCUCCUACAAAUGCUUUACGUGCUGCUCUAACACUGGCUAGUGGAGCAGAGGAGGCAAGUGUGACUUCUCAUUGCCCUCCAGCUAUAUCUGCCCUCAUUGCAGAGUCUGGAUCAUCUCAGUCAAUAGCUGUGGCUGGAAUUCUUGGACCAUUUCAUAUGCCAAUAAUCAGCUACUUCUCAACGUGUGCUUGUCUGAGUGACAGAACUAAAUAUCCUACAUUUUUUAGAACAAUCCCCAGCGACUAUUUCCAGGCAAAAGCUUUGGCUGCACUGGUCAAACAUUUUGGAUGGCAGUGGAUUGGAGCCAUACAGUCAGACAAUGAUUAUGGACGUAAUGGAAUUCUUGCUUUUAAGGAGGAGGUUGAAAAGUUUGGGGUUUGUGUCGCUUUUGUUGCAUCAGUUCUACGCACGUACACAAGAGAUGAAUUUCUAGAAGUUGUGGAAAUAAUUAAACAGUCGUCUGUCAAAGUAAUUUUAGCUUUUUCUGUUGAUGGUGACUUUUAUCCUUUGAUGCAAGAGAUUGUGAACCAGAACAUUACAGGAAUUCAGUGGAUUUCUUGUGUGGCUUGGAUAACAUCAUCUCGACCCUCCACGCCUGAAAUGUAUAGAUCCUUUGGCGGAACAGUGGGAUUUGUAAUGCAGAAGAUGGCUAUUCCUAAGCUUAAUCACUUUCUUACAAGUAUUAGUCCUUAUACAGAUCCCAAUGCACCUUUC
Molecule: messenger RNA, 1005 nt
Organism: Neolamprologus brichardi
Lineage: Eukaryota; Metazoa; Chordata; Actinopteri; Cichliformes; Cichlidae
Source: RefSeq, a predicted model, not a curated record